Penaeus indicus is the source of this 428-nucleotide messenger RNA. RefSeq names its product ras-related protein Rab6-like. Gene Ontology annotation, biological process: vesicle-mediated transport. Bases 1 to 381 code for a protein of 126 amino acids. The record is from RefSeq and is a predicted model, not a curated record. The transcript is spliced from 6 exons. Lineage: Eukaryota; Metazoa; Arthropoda; Malacostraca; Decapoda; Penaeidae. Gene Ontology annotation, molecular function: GTP binding; GTPase activity.
AUGACCACGUGCAAUAGAGGAUCAUUGCCUGAGUAUCCAUACCUCCAGCCACCAACCUUAACAACUAAAUCAUCAUUUAGUUUUCUUUCCCCUCAGCUUCAGGAUCCGUUGGAGAUCAACUUGUUUAACUUAGGAACCCAUAAGAGACAGGUCUCCACGGAGGAAGGCGAACGAAAAGCAAAGGAGCUUAAUGUUAUGUUCAUCGAGACUAGUGCGAAAGCAGGAUACAACGUGAAGCAGCUGUUCCGGCGAGUCGCUGCUGCUCUGCCAGGCAUGGAGCCCACCGACAACAAGAAGGUUGACAUGACCGAAGUUGUGCUGCGAGACUCCGAAAAUGCUGCGGAAAUCGGGCGGACAGCGGAUGGUGGAUGCGCUUGCUAAACAUUAAAAAAAAAAAAAAACUUAUGAUUUUGUAACCAUUAUUUCCA